Molecule: messenger RNA, 1644 nt
Organism: Verticillium nonalfalfae
Lineage: Eukaryota; Fungi; Ascomycota; Sordariomycetes; Glomerellales; Plectosphaerellaceae
Exons: 7
Coding region: 1-1644 (547 amino acids)
Cellular component (GO): nucleus; cytosol; ribonucleoprotein complex
Molecular function (GO): poly(U) RNA binding; mRNA 3'-UTR binding; poly(A) binding
Source: RefSeq, a predicted model, not a curated record
AUGUCUUAUCAGACAUCUGCCAUGGACCCCAAGCAUGCGGCCACCUAUCAUGGCGGCGGCGGCCACGGCCACCAGUACAGCGAGAACAUCGCUAGUGAUCCCGUUCACAACGCCAUCAGCCAGUUCCAGAACAUGACUCUUGGCCAUCCCGCCAUGGGCCAGAUGAAUACCGGAAUGCCGUACAUGGUACCUCAGACCCAGGAAGGCCCUUACAUGCUGGCUCACAUUGCUGCUGGACACAUUGGCCUUGACCACCUCGGACACCCCAAUCCUUACGGACAUGCCGGUGCCUAUCACAUUGCCCCCGUCGGCGGCUCUUAUGCUCCUUACCCCAUGAUGCCUUUCACACCUGGUCGUGCUGCUGCUCUCCAGGACCGCACCAAUCGUGCUGGCCACAGCGAGGCCCCUGGACUCGAGAAUCGACGUGGUUCCUACUCCACCAACGAGUCCACUCCUGCUACGCCCUUCUACCAGACCAUGGCUAAGCAUGAUCACGGUCCUCGGGUCGCCGUUCAUGACCGGUCGACAUACACGACCCCUUCGCCCCAGCAGCUUGGACCUAUCAAUGUAUUCCCUGACCCUGCAGUGAAGCAGAACGUCAUUGCCAUCCCCGUUGACCGCAACCUGGAUGAACUUCUCCGCCAGGACCCUCCGAUUCCCAAGGCUGUCCCAGCUGUCUUCACCCCCGCUGCGCAGAUGAAGUCGCUCGACCAAAGUCUGGAGAACCGCAUUCCCGGCAAUCGCAAUGUCUACAUUCGUGGUCUACAUCCCACCACCGAUGACGAGCUGCUCUUCCAUUAUGCUGCUCGCUUCGGAGAGGUUGAAACCUCCAAGGCGAUCAUAGACACUUCAACUGGUGCCUGCAAGGGCUUUGGCUUUGCCAAAUUCUAUGACGCCCGGGAUUCCGAAGUGUGCAUUCGUGGCUUCCAUCGCCUUGGAUACGAGGUCGGCUUUGCGCGUGAGUCGUUCAACUCUCGUCUUAAGGCAGAGGGCGAUGAGGGAUCGACCAACCUCUACAUCUCAAAUCUCCCUAAGAGCCUGACAGAAGUCGAGCUGGGUGCCAUUUUCAUGGGUUACACCAUCUUGUCCAGCAAGAUCUUGCGCGACAGCAUGGGCAACAGCCGCGGUGUUGGCUUCGCUCGUUUUGAAUCACGCGAUGUUUGCGACGAGGUUAUCAAGGAGUAUAAUGGCAUCGGCGUCGGCGACGAGGGUCUUUUGAUGAACAUUCGCUACGCCGAUACUCCCUCGCAGAAGGAGCUGAAGCGUGUGACUGCUGAGCGCCGCCAAUUCCGUACCAAUGAGUACAACAUCGGUGCCUACGGCACUCCUCUCGUUGGAAUGCAGCCCAACAUGUAUAAUCAGCCUGCAUGGAAGCGCUCCAUCCCUACCUCGUCUACUGCGACCUCGGCCCAUCGUAGCCUUCAAGGCAUGGAUCGCAGCACAGAUCGUGAUGUCUCGUCAUCCGGCUCUAAGAACCAUGAUGCUGGCAGUGUUCAGGGACAUGGACAGGCCCAGUCUGCCGCCGAGGCCACCCUGGUCGCGAUCGCCUCCUCCGAGGAUGGCAACGAGCUCGCCACGACGCCUGCCAAAUCCAAGACGAUUGUCAACAGCACGCAGUCAUCUCCAGCCGUCAAAAGAUCGUGA